Molecule: messenger RNA, 1671 nt
Organism: Penicillium malachiteum
Lineage: Eukaryota; Fungi; Ascomycota; Eurotiomycetes; Eurotiales; Aspergillaceae
Product: cytochrome P450
Exons: 6
Coding region: 1-1671 (556 amino acids)
Molecular function (GO): heme binding; oxidoreductase activity, acting on paired donors, with incorporation or reduction of molecular oxygen; monooxygenase activity
Source: RefSeq, a predicted model, not a curated record
AUGCUAGGCGCCGUCAGUUCCUUGUCGCCAACAUUGUUAGAUGUUGUCGCAGGAGUUUCGCUCCAUCUUUUUGUCCUUCGACAUGGAGAAUGGGAUUUCACUCUACCAGUUCUGGUUGUAAACUGCAUCGGAGCUUCAAUACUUGCUGUGACUGCUGGUGUACUAUUGCUUUAUAGUCAACUCGAUAUUUUCUGGGCUUGGCUCUCAGAAAUAGGCGUACAUGUCACAAAAAUCACCGCGGGUCUCUGUAUGAGCAUUUUCAUAUAUCGAUGGCGUUUUCAUCGUCUGCACAAGUUUCCCGGCCCUCUUGGGUCUCGCUUCUGGACCGCAUAUAUAAUGUGGAAGUCUGCGAAGAGCAAGAAUGCGUUUGAGAUGGUUGCUGACUAUCACCGUCAAUACGGAGACUUUGUCCGAAUUGGCCCUGCGGAACUGUCUAUUUGCCAUCCGGAUGCUAUUGAUGCCAUUCACUCGUCGAAGUCAUCUUGUAUCAAGAGCCCGUGGUAUGAUAUUUUGCAGCCACAUCGGUCCGUGUUUGGGACUCGAGAUCGAGCAGAGCAUCAACGGCGUCGCCGCAUAUGGGACCAUGCAUUUCGCCCCGCGGCCCUGAAGGAAUAUGAGCCCUCGAUGCGGACUUGCGUGGAUCAGUUAGUCGAGAAAGUUAGUGUUAAUGCAGCCUCUGGGAACCCGGUCAAUAUGACCAAGUGGUUUGGCUGUCUUAUGUUCGAUAUUAUCGGAGAACUCUCGUUCGCGGAAUCCUUCGGCACCCUGGUGGAGGAGAAGCCGCAUUACAUGAUGGACUAUCUGCACCAGUCGAAUGUGUCGACUGGGAUCAUGAUUCGCGCCGUGUGGAUCAUCAUGGUUUUUCGCAGUAUUCCCAUUCUAAACAGGGGUUUGCAGCAAUUUCUGGAAUUUUCUGAGACAGCAAUGGAGAAGAGACUGAAGAGAAAUGAUGAGCCUCGUGAUAUCUUUGCGUGGCUCUGGAGCGAGUUUUCUACAAAGUCAACCCAGUCUCUACAAGCUAGGCGGAACCUGAUUGCCGAUGCUUCGUUGUCAGUGUUUGCUGGCAGUGAUACGGUUGCCAUUACAAUGACAGGAAUCCUGUAUUAUAUGAUGGCCUACCCGGACUACCAAAAACAACUGCAAGGAGAGUUUGAUCAGGCUGAAGAAAGUAGUGGUAUGUUGGAAAUGCAAGAUCUAGCAAAACUACCACUCUUCAACGGCAUCAUCAACGAGGGAUUACGACUUCACUACGCUGGGCCGUCUGGCUUUCCACGAAUCACACCACCAGAAGGAAUUAAAGUGGGAGGAACAUUUAUUCCUGGUAAUGUUAACGUGAAGGUCCCAUUCUACACAGUCUUCAGGGAUGAGCGGAAUUUCAGGAACCCCGAUGAGUUUAUUCCGGAGCGCUGGUUCAGCCAUCGUGAUCUCGUUCGCCGUCCUGAAGUUUUUGCUCCAUUUUUGAUGGGUCCAUACAACUGUGUUGGCAAGCAUGCUGCUCUGAUGCAAAUCAGAUGCACAAUUUAUUCUAUUUUCCGCCAAUUUGAGGCACAACCAACCAGCCAAGAUGAACUCCAGAAGUACUGGAAUGCACGUUCGGAUGGAUUCAGUAUGGGGAUUGGCCCCCUUCCUACCAUUUUCAAAGAGCGACCUGGUCGAGAGGUUAAAAAUUAA